AUGCGUGCCAAUACCACAACAUCAUUUCUAUCCUUGUCCGUACUGAUACUCCUCGGCCGGCAGCAUGUCUCCGCCAAGCCUCUUUCCUUCGUCCCCCGGCAAUCCGAGAGCAAUGGCACCUAUGUCACUGGGCCGGUGAUGCAGCAGAACUUUCCGGAUCCCUCCAUUAUCUACGCAGACAACCAGUGGUGGGCAUUUGCGACCAUGGACGGCAGCAUCAACAUUCAGGUCGCACAGUCGUCCGACUUUGAGAAUUGGACGUACCUUGACGGCGUGGACGCGUUGCCCGACCCACCGAGCUGGGUCGACAUGGCGACGGUGAACACGUGGGCACCGGACGUCGUCGAGCUCGACGACGGCACCUUUGUCAUGUACUUUAGCGCGACCACCAUGAAUGAUACGACCAAACACUGCGUCGGCGCCGCGCUUUCCGACACGGUCGAGGGACCGUACACGCCGAUAAACAGCACCCUGGCAUGCCCGCUAGACCAAGGCGGCGCCAUCGAUGCCGCCGGCUUCAAGGACUGGGAGACGAGAGGUACCGGAUGGGGACCUAACGGCCAGCUCUCGAAUGCUACGGGCGACGACAACAGCUACUUGAAUCCGGAAUGGUCGAAUGGUGGUUACGGGGGUCAGCGAUACAUAGUUUAUAAAGUGGACGGCAACACCAUGGGCAACGGCGGCGUUUGCGGCAAUACCGUCGAACCGAUCGCCGCCACACCCAUCAUGCUCCUCGCAGUCGCCGCCGACGGCGUCACGCCGCAAGGCUCGCCGAUCCAGCUCCUCGACAACGCCGGCGUCUCGGACGACGGCAUCGUCGAGGCGCCGUCGCUCGUCAAGACGUGGGACGGCGAGUACGUCCUCUUCUUCAGCAGCGGCUGCUACAGCACCGAGAACUACACCGUCUCCUUCGCCACCUCGUCCGGCGGCGUCACCGGCCCUUACGACCGCGCCGCCGCGCCCCUGCUGCAGACGGGCGACGACAACGGCGCGCUGGUGAGCCCCGGCGGCAUGGACCUGCAUUGGGACGCCAACCACAUGGUCUUCCACGAGACCGAGACCGCGUCGCCGCUGGCGAGGGAGAUGUGGGCCGCCCAGGUGUUGGUGGGGAAUGGGACGGUGAGCGUGUAG
This is a messenger RNA of Diplodia corticola, 1131 nucleotides long. RefSeq names its product glycoside hydrolase family 43 protein. Gene Ontology annotation, molecular function: hydrolase activity, hydrolyzing O-glycosyl compounds. NCBI's taxonomy places the organism in Eukaryota, Fungi, Ascomycota, Dothideomycetes, Botryosphaeriales, Botryosphaeriaceae. The transcript is spliced from 5 exons. The record is from RefSeq and is a predicted model, not a curated record. The coding region runs from base 1 to 1131 and encodes 376 amino acids. Gene Ontology annotation, biological process: carbohydrate metabolic process.